AUGGCCGACGUUGCAAACCUCGAAGCCGCCUUUGAGCGCACCACCAUCAACGAUGAGAACGAUGACCAGGUCGCAUCCACGACCACCACUACGACCUACCACAAGGCAAAGUCUUCGGCAACCACAUCCGGCCUGUCGUCGUCACAAUCAGCUGCAAACCGCAUGAAGCUGCCCCAUCAGAUUCCAUUACAGAAGCUUGCCACACAAAACGCAAAGACGGCGAACAUCGCCAAGGUCACCAUCACAGCAAGCACCAGCCGCCCCUCAGAACAAAACCCCUCUCACCGCCGCACCCUUACCGAGUCAGCCAUCUACACCGCUCCUUCAAACCCUGCACAACCCAAACAAUGGCAUCUGGGCAUGUUCGAAAUCGGCAAGCCCCUUGGAAAGGGAAAGUUUGGUCGCGUCUACCUCGCCAAGGAACGGUCGUCAGGCUUUGUGUGCGCUUUGAAGGUCCUCCACAAGUCCGAGCUCCAACAAGGCAAAGUCGAGAAGCAGGUCCGCCGAGAGAUUGAGAUCCAAUCACACCUCACCCACCCCAACAUCCUCAAGCUGUUUGGUCACUUCCACGACGCAAAGCGCAUCUUCCUCAUUCUCGAGUUUGCCGGCAAGGGAGAGCUCUACAAGCACCUCCGCAAGGAACAACGCUUCCCAGAAUGGAAAGCAGCACAAUACAUUGCCCAAAUGGCCGCAGCGCUCAAGUACCUCCACAAGAAGCACGUCAUGCACCGCGACAUCAAGCCCGAGAACAUCCUCGUAGGCAUUCACGGCGAGAUCAAGAUUUCUGACUUUGGUUGGUCGGUUCACGCACCCAACAACCGCCGAAACACCAUGUGCGGAACUCUCGACUACCUGCCCCCGGAGAUGCUUCGCGGUGGCGGCAAGGACAACUACUACUCCGAGAAGGUUGACCUGUGGAGUUUGGGUGUCUUGACAUAUGAGUUCUUGGUCGGCGAAGCGCCUUUUGAGGACACACAAGUCAUGACACAGCGCAAGAUUGCGAGGGGAGAGUACACAGUCCCAAGCUUUGUCAGCGCAGAAGCACGGGAUCUCAUCAAGAGACUCCUGGUACUUGACCCUGAGAAGCGUAUCGCGCUCGAGGAUGUUGAGGUACACCCGUGGAUCGUGAAGCACUGCAAGGGCAGCCCACGAGCUUACGAGCGUACCUCUGGGGGCAAGAUCCGCAGCAGCUCAGAGCAAUCUGAGGAGAGCUACUAG
Molecule: messenger RNA, 1218 nt
Organism: Alternaria postmessia
Lineage: Eukaryota; Fungi; Ascomycota; Dothideomycetes; Pleosporales; Pleosporaceae
Exons: 2
Coding region: 1-1218 (405 amino acids)
Biological process (GO): regulation of cytokinesis; protein phosphorylation; mitotic spindle organization
Cellular component (GO): spindle microtubule; spindle midzone; spindle pole centrosome
Molecular function (GO): protein kinase activity; ATP binding
Source: RefSeq, a predicted model, not a curated record